Messenger RNA from Cylas formicarius (sweet potato weevil), 439 nucleotides. Its product is annotated as larval cuticle protein A2B-like. Lineage: Eukaryota; Metazoa; Arthropoda; Insecta; Coleoptera; Brentidae. The transcript is spliced from 3 exons. Gene Ontology annotation, cellular component: extracellular matrix. The record is from RefSeq and is a predicted model, not a curated record. The coding region runs from base 17 to 415 and encodes 132 amino acids.
CCCUCGCAACGGUACGAUGGAGAUCGCGAUCAUAAUAUUUGCGUCCACGGUCAUCGCUGCAACGCGGGGUCGACCAGAGAGUGGUCAAGAUUAUGACCGUGGCGAUUUCCAGAACGCCCAUUAUGAUUUUGGUGAUCACAACGAUGACGCAGCGUUCGAAGACCACAACGAAGAAAAAGUCAUGGAUUAUUCCCAGGACAAGGCUAGGUAUCACUACGAUUACUCGGUGAACGAACUUCACACUCACGACAUCAAAAGUCAGUGGGAAACGCGUAACGGUGAUAAAGUGGAGGGGGAAUAUAUAGUCGUCCAGCCGGACGGGUCCAAACGAGUGGUGAAGUACACGGCCGAUAAGCACACGGGUUUCCAAGCCGUCGUCACUAUAAUACCCAACGGUCUGGGUGAACAAGACUGAUUUUUUCAAACUAUGUAUUUAGUG